This is a messenger RNA of Daktulosphaira vitifoliae (grape phylloxera), 1548 nucleotides long. Its product is annotated as GPN-loop GTPase 1. NCBI's taxonomy places the organism in Eukaryota, Metazoa, Arthropoda, Insecta, Hemiptera, Phylloxeridae. Gene Ontology annotation, molecular function: GTPase activity. The coding region runs from base 155 to 1222 and encodes 355 amino acids. The transcript is spliced from 6 exons. The record is from RefSeq and is a predicted model, not a curated record.
CAUGAAGAAAAAAAUAUAAAUUAAUUUCGGCUUGGAAUGAUAAUCAUCAAAAUAUAAGGUGAGAUUAUAAAGUUAUCACAGCCAAAAUGUUAUCUAGAAAAACGUGGGAAAAACAUUACUAUUAUAAUAGUACGAAUUGGCAUCACAUUUAGAAAUGGAUCAAGCAAUGGAUAGUAAUCCAGACGAUAUAUCCAAGGAUUCUCCUGUGUGUCUUAUAGUUUUAGGAAUGGCAGGUUCUGGAAAAACAACUUUUGUUUCAAAAUUGGAAACUUAUAUGCGACAACAUAAAAGAGCACCAUACUUAAUAAAUAUCGAUCCUGCAUGUAAAAAUAUGCCUUACAAACCUAAUAUUGAUAUUAGAGAUUCAGUAAAAUAUAAAAAUGUAAUGCAACGCUAUGGUUUGGGACCAAAUGGUGCUAUUGUAACAUCAUUAAACUUGUAUACCACAAAAUUUAAUCAACUAUUAAAUCUUUUGAGCAAAGUUGAAAAAGACAAUACACAUGAUUUAGCUAUUAUUGAUACACCAGGUCAAAUUGAAGUUUUUACAUGGUCAGCAUCUGGUCAAAUUUUGACUGAAUGUUUAGCAUCAUCUUUUCCAACUAUUGUAGUUUAUGUAAUGGAUCUUGAAAGAAGUACUAGCCCUGUAACUUUUAUGUCUAAUAUGCUGUAUGCAUGUUCAGUUUUGUAUAAAACAAAAUUACCUUUCAUUGUUGUGUUAAACAAAUCAGAUAUUGUAGAUCCAACAUAUGCAAUUGAAUGGAUGAAAGAUUUUGAAGUAUUUUGUGAUGCUAUUGAACAAGAAUCCUCUUAUAUGUCUAACCUAACACGUACUAUGGCAUUAACUCUUGAUGAAUUUUACAGUGAAUUAAAUUGUGUUCCAGUUUCUUCAGUUACUGGACAUAAUUUUGAUGAAUUUUUAAAAAUGGUUGAUUUAGCUACAGAUGAAUAUAAAAAAGAAUAUCGUGUUGAAUGGGAGAAAUUACGCAAAGAUAAACUGCAAGCAGAUAUUUCUGAAUUGAAUUCGAAGCUUGAUAGUUUAGCUGUUAGUUGUGGUAGAGGUGAAAAUAUAGAUCUUAUUACUUCAUUAAGUGCAGGACGGGAGAUUUCUGAUGUAUAUUUAGCUCCAAUGGCUGAUGAAAUGUCUGAAGAUAGUGAAGGAGAAGAAGUAUCAAGCAAAGAUGUUGAUGUUAAUUUCUUAUAUGGAUGUCAAUUUUAUUUUUAAUUGGCAACAUGCAUAUAAAAUAGAAAUUUAUCAACUAAGAAAAAGACUUGUUGGAAAUAACUUUUGGAAUAGUACUUCAGAAGUUAUUAGAAUUUUAAAAUAUAGACUGAAAGUGAAACAAAGGUAUGACUAUAUAUAUCAUUAUAUAUUUUGAACAGUCCUCCUUUCGUCUAGGUUAAAAAUGUGAAUAACUUCUGAAGUAUUGGUCUAUAAGUUGUAAUCAACUAACCAUUUUCUUAAUAAGAUUAUUAUUUAUGAUAUAAGCUAUUUUUUAAAUAUGUAUGUUUUCAUUAAAAAAAAUAAAGUUAGUAUCGUUAUAAGGAAUA